GCCGCCCUCCCAUCCCGCCGUCUGUCAGGUGCGAGUGGAGUGGGACGGAGGUGUCUGGUGCCCCCGCCCGGCCCCGCUAACUGAAAUGGCGAACUUCACCCCAGUCAACGGCAGCGCGGGCAACCAGUCUGUGCGCCUGGUCUCAUCAACCCAUAACCGCUAUGAGACGGUGGAGAUGGUGUUCAUCGCCACGGUGACAGGCUCGCUGAGCCUGGUGACUGUGGUGGGCAACAUCCUGGUGAUGCUGUCCAUCAAGGUCAACCGGCAGUUGCAGACGGUCAACAACUACUUCCUCUUCAGCCUGGCCUGUGCCGAUCUCAUCAUAGGCGCCUUCUCCAUGAACCUCUACACCGUGUACAUCAUCAAGGGCUACUGGCCACUGGGCGCCGUGGUCUGCGACCUGUGGCUGGCCCUGGACUAUGUGGUGAGCAACGCCUCUGUCAUGAACCUGCUCAUCAUCAGCUUUGACCGCUACUUCUGCGUCACCAAGCCCCUCACCUACCCGGCCCGGCGCACCACCAAGAUGGCGGGGCUCAUGAUCGCUGCGGCCUGGGUCCUGUCCUUUGUGCUCUGGGCACCUGCUAUCUUAUUCUGGCAGUUUGUGGUGGGCAAGCGGACAGUGCCCGACAACCAGUGCUUCAUCCAGUUCCUGUCCAACCCGGCGGUGACCUUUGGCACCGCCAUCGCUGCCUUCUACCUGCCCGUGGUCAUCAUGACUGUCCUCUACAUUCACAUCUCCCUGGCCAGCCGCAGCCGGGUCCACAAGCACCGGCCUGAAGGCCCUAAGGAGAAGAAGGCCAAGACUCUGGCCUUCCUCAAGAGCCCCCUGAUGAAGCAGAGCGUCAAGAAGGCCCCGCCGGGAGAAGCUGCACGAGAGCAGCUUCGCAAUGGGAAGCUGGAGGAGGCCCCGCCGCCGGUCCUGCCACCCCCGCCGCGCCCGGUGGCUGACAAGGACACUUCCAAUGAGUCCAGCUCAGGCAGUGCCACCCAGAACACCAAGGAACGACCACCCACAGAGCUGUCGACCACAGAGACCACCGUGCCCGCCACCCCCGCCCCUCGCCUACAGCCUCGGGCUCUCAACCCAGCCUCCAAAUGGUCCAAGAUCCAGAUUGUGACGAAGCACACGGGCAACGAGUGCGUGACAGCCAUCGAGAUCGUGCCUGCCACGCCAGCUGGCAUGCGCCCGGCGGCCAACGUGGCCCGCAAGUUUGCCAGCAUUGCCCGCAACCAGGUGCGCAAGAAGCGGCAGAUGGCAGCCCGGGAACGCAAGGUGACACGGACCAUCUUUGCCAUUCUGUUGGCCUUCAUCCUCACCUGGACGCCCUACAACGUCAUGGUCCUGGUGAACACCUUCUGCCAGAGCUGCAUCCCUGACACGGUGUGGUCCAUUGGCUACUGGCUCUGCUACGUCAACAGCACCAUCAACCCCGCUUGCUACGCCCUCUGCAAUGCCACCUUUAAAAAGACCUUCAGGCACCUGCUGCUGUGCCAGUAUCGGAACAUCGGCACUGCCAGGUAGGCAGGCAGGGGUGCCAUAGGAGGUGCUGGCGGUCGCUUGCGUGUGCUGGGGGACCACAUGGCUCAGCUGCUGUAGCGGCAGGAUUCGAAAGCACCUUUCAGUGUUCACAGUGGCUGAGGGGAGAACUGAGGUCCCUGACAGCCUGUGGGGCUCAGAAAGAGGCUCUGGCUGGAUUCGGAGAGAAGACCGGCUCUCUGCUCUGGCCGAGGAGGGUCAGCCCCAGGAGGUGUCUGAACCAGGACUGCUUGUCCCACCUCUACGGCUCUGCCUCAGGGAGCUGGGGGUCACUGACCUACGUGGGCACCUGCCCCACCAUGACCAACCAGCGUGGCUGAAAGAAUGGACCUCAAGAGGAGAGCAGUCCAGACUCCCCUUGGGACGAGCAGAGGCCCAUGCUUUGGAAAGGAGGCUCAGGAAGGGAAGGGUAGGGUCCCCUAUUCUUUUGUAAUCGGUGCUUUCUGCCCCCUGCACCCCGCAUGUAAGCUCCGCCCCCUCCUUCCAAAUACCACUCCAGGAGCAGAAAUUUCUCCUUGCUGCAACGCUUAGCCAGGUACUUGUUGGACAGGUGGGAAGCUGACUGGAGGCCAGGUGGAGAGGGCUUUGGGGCACCUCUUCCUUCUGCAGCAUGGCCCUGGUCACGGUCACCAUGGGCCAGCGGGAGGGCAUCUCACUCAGGAACUGAGGUCAGGCUUCCCAGGUCCCUAGCCUGAGCGGGGAGAAUCCGCGGGAUUCUCAAGAGCCCGAGUCCUCCCCAAGGUUAGAGCUUGUUCCAGGUCACACGGAGUGAAGGUGGCUGUGGUGGGCAGGGUUCCUCAUGGCCCCUGCAGGAUGGAAGAGCGCCUGGGUCACCAGAGACAGAACAGGGAUGGACUUUCCCCACAGGGACUUCUGUGCCAGUGGGGGCAGGCAGGGGUUAAGACUGGUGGGCAACCCCCAGCUUUGCUCUCCCAGUGGGUAGAACCUUCCUGAUGGGCAGUGGACUGGACCAGAGGCCUUGGCCUGGGAGUGUCAGCUCGAAUGAGUCUUGUGAGUUCCCUUGCCCACCCACGGGGUCACCCUGGACAGAUUAGGACCAAAAGGCUAGGGCACUUGGUAGGGGCCCCUUCCACAGGACAGUAGAAGACUCUGAAUGGAAUGGUCAUAACCGUUCUUUUUCUGGGGAAGCAGCCGGCCCCCAAGGAAGCCACCUUUCCCUCCAACCUUUUCUUCCCUCCACCAUCAUCCACUCCCACCCAACAAAUCACCACAGCAAACUACCCAGGAAGAGGCUUUUAUAUAUUAAAAAAAAAAGCUUUUAUUGGGA
Molecule: messenger RNA, 2825 nt
Organism: Artibeus jamaicensis (Jamaican fruit-eating bat)
Lineage: Eukaryota; Metazoa; Chordata; Mammalia; Chiroptera; Phyllostomidae
Gene: CHRM4
Product: cholinergic receptor muscarinic 4
Exons: 2
Coding region: 86-1522 (478 amino acids)
Biological process (GO): regulation of locomotion; chemical synaptic transmission; G protein-coupled receptor signaling pathway, coupled to cyclic nucleotide second messenger
Cellular component (GO): synapse; plasma membrane; dendrite
Molecular function (GO): G protein-coupled acetylcholine receptor activity; G protein-coupled serotonin receptor activity
Source: RefSeq, a predicted model, not a curated record